This is a messenger RNA of Mangifera indica (mango), 1371 nucleotides long. RefSeq names its product protein RICE SALT SENSITIVE 3-like. NCBI's taxonomy places the organism in Eukaryota, Viridiplantae, Streptophyta, Magnoliopsida, Sapindales, Anacardiaceae. The record is from RefSeq and is a predicted model, not a curated record. The coding region runs from base 12 to 1232 and encodes 406 amino acids. The transcript is spliced from 7 exons.
GGGAGGAAAUAAUGGAGAAAGAGAGAAAGAAAUAUGCCACAAUGUGCUGCUUCCUUGCUCCCUCACCUCAGAAUACAAGAUGCUGCACUAAUAUAUAUAAUGUAGACUGCUACUUCGACAGUAAAGAGAGAAGUUCAUUGAUGGAGGAGUAUUCAGCUGAUAAUAGCCCAGUAGUUGCUACUCAUCUCCUUCAGCACACAUUAAGAAACUUGUGCCAUGAAAACUCCCUGUGGGUUUAUGCAGUUUUUUGGAGAAUAUUACCAAGAAGUCAUCCACCACCGGAUUGGGAUUCUCUUCAAAAGGGAGCUCAUAACAAGUCAAGAGUGAACAGGAGAAACUGGAUGCUUGCAUGGGAGGAUGGUUUCUGCAACUUUUUGGCUUCCACAGCUGGGAGCAAUCCUCCGGGAAGCUCAUCAUCAGAUGACAAGAACUGUGAUAUCCAACUUAUACGACUCCAACCUGAGCUGUUUUUCAAGAUGUCACAUGAAAUCCACAACUAUGGAGAAGGUUCGAUAGGAAAGGUUGCUGCAGAUCGUAGUCAUAAGUGCGUUUACAGUGAACAAAUCAAUCUGUCUGUGUGGCAAAACUCUGAAGACCUGCACCCAAGGACAUGGAAAGCUCAGUUUCAAUCUGGAAUAAAGACGAUUUCUUUAAUAGCAGUGGACGAAGGUGUUCUUCAAUUAGGAGCUUUAACAAAGGUCCCAGAGGAUCUCAUCUAUGUUGCUGAAAUCCAGAAGAAAUUCAAUGAUCUCCAGAUUAUUCCCGGUUUCCUCUUACCACGUCCUUCAUCUUCAUCUCCAUCACCAAUCCACUCAACUACUUUGCCCUUUCAAGUUACUGCACCCAUCAUCAUCCACAAUCCAUUUCCGAUCGAGGCCUUCAAUGAUUCUAUCAUUAGUACACUUCCAGAUGAUCAAUAUUACGAGACAUCUCAACCACCAGUCAAUGCUACAACUCCCUUGACAUCACACAUGGAAGAUGUCUCCGAAUAUUUUAAUAAACCACUUAUGCACACUUUUUUAUCAAUGAACAGCCUCGAGAAACUGCUCAUGAAGCUCCCCUCAGUAGCUCCACCACCAUCAUCUAAAUCUUUGCCUUCCUUGCUUCAGUUCCCUGAUGAAUCAUUGCCUUGGUUUUCACCCUCGCAAUACCCAUUGAUGGGAAUCGAUCAAGAGGAGGCAAAAGAUCAUCAGAUGAUUCAGAUUCAUCAUGAACAGAGAGCUUGUCCUUAAUAAGCUAGCUUCAACUAAUGUAACUCUCUCAAAUUCAAUAUAUUAUUUACCAAAUUUCUGCUUUCAGUCGCGAUGUUUAUGUAUGUUCUAGGAAAGCACUCAAAUCUUAACGAUCUAAUCCAAGAAAAUAAUUCUCAAA